This is a messenger RNA of Zea mays, 1398 nucleotides long. Its product is annotated as CBL-interacting serine/threonine-protein kinase 4. The record is from RefSeq and is marked validated. Gene Ontology annotation, molecular function: protein serine/threonine kinase activity; ATP binding. Bases 91 to 1383 code for a protein of 430 amino acids. Gene Ontology annotation, biological process: signal transduction; protein phosphorylation. Lineage: Eukaryota; Viridiplantae; Streptophyta; Magnoliopsida; Poales; Poaceae. The transcript has a single exon.
CGAUCAUCGGCCCGUGAGGUGGUACGUGAAAAUUACCCCGUCGCGCCCGACCAUUACAACGGCGCCGGCCGAGCAAACGCCGCCGCCACGAUGCCGCCCGCCACCGGCGCCGUCGCAUCCGCCGCCGGGACCGUGCUCCUUGGGAGGUACGAGCUCGGCGGCCUCCUGGGCCGCGGCGCGUCCGCCAAGGUGUACCUGGCGCGGGACCUGCGCACCGGCCGGUCCGUGGCCAUCAAGUCGUUCCCCAACCCGCGCGCCGCCAGCGACCGGCCCGUGGCCAUCGAGCGGGAAGCAGGCAUCCUCCGGCGCCUGCGGCACCGCCACGUGGUGCGGCUCCACGAGAUUCUGGCGACGCGCACAAAGGUUCACUUCGUUCUCGACCUCGCCGCCGGCGGCGAGCUGCUCUCGCUCGUGGACGCGUCGGGCCGCAUGACGGAGGACCUGGCGCGGCACUAUUUCCGGCAGCUGGUGUGCGCCGUGCGCUACUGCCACGCGCGCGGCGUGUGCCACCGCGACAUCAAGCCCGAGAACCUCCUGCUGGACGGGGCCGGCGCGCUGAAGGUGGCCGACUUCGGGCUCGGCGCAGUGGCCGGCGCCGGCGGGGACCUCCUCCGGCACACGACGUGCGGCACCCCGGCGUACGUGGCGCCGGAGAUCCUGUCGCGGAAGGGGUACGAGUACGACCCGGCGAAGGUGGACAUCUGGUCCUGCGGCGUCGUGCUGUUCGUGCUGGCGGCCGGGUACCUGCCCUUCAACGACGCGAGCCUGGUGAACAUGUACCGCAAGAUCUACGCGGGCAGGUUCCGGUGCCCCGCGUGGUUCUCGCCCGCGCUGCGCGACCUGCUGCGGCGCGUGCUGCACCCGGACCCGUCGGCGCGCGCUGACGCGGACAGCAUCGUGGCGCACCCCUGGUUCCGGCACGGCGCCAGCGACGAGGAGAUGGGACGCCUGAUGCACGGCGGCGGAGGAGAUGAAGACGAAGAAGCGUGGGUCGGGGCGGCGGCGGACGAGGACGACGCGGGCAGGGAGCCGACCGCGUUCGACAUCCUGAGCUUCUCCCCCGGGUGCGACCUGUCGGCGCUGUUCCUGGGCGGGGGGUGCAAGGAGCGGGUGUUCGUGGGCGAGGCCGCCGCGGGCGUGCUGGGCCGCGUGGAGGCGGCCGGGCGGAAGGGAGGGUACCGCGUGCGGAAGGAAGGGAAGAGGGGCGUGCGCGUGGAGGGGGAGGAGGGCGGCGUCGUGGCCAAAGUGAGCGUGGUUAGGCUCGCCGACGCCGUGUCCGUGGUGGAGGUGGUGAAGGACGACGGCGCCGACGCCGCGCUGUUCUGGACCGAGCUGCUUGAGCCGGCCGUGUGCGUGCCCGCCACCGCGUUGUGUCAUGUGUGAAUAUUUUGUUGGUUC